UUAGGAAUAAUCGGCCUAUGAGCAUAGCAGAUGGAGUCGACUUUUCUGCAUAGCUCCACCACUGUGGGUGAUCAGAGCUUCAACAAGGGGUCAUCACAGAGGGGAAAGACUUGGAGAGUGGUAAAGAAGGUCAUGGAUCUGGGGUGUCCGUACUUGGAGAAUCUUGAAGAGUCGGUUGUCAAGGAAAUACUGUUCAGUGAUGGAGAGGCUCGUUUCCGAACUCUACAAUGGCUUGUGGGAAGAUUUCACCCCAGGCUGCAAGAGCUGUUAUUUGCCCCGGGAACCUCCACCACUACAGUUCACAGUCUUACUUCACUACUUGCCGACAUGGGCCUGUGUUCCUGUGGUGACCAUGAUCUCGUCAAGGGGAUGACCAGUGGGUCUAAACAAGUGCGCUUCCUGGGGGCUCUGCUGGACCUCAUCAUCGUAGGGGGUGGGGAAGACUCAGAUCUGUACGCCCCCUGCCACAGGCUAUCGGCCCAGACAGACUCCAGCUGUGCCUUCUUGGACCAGCUGUGCAGGAGUGAGGACUUGGACGCUAUAUUUCCCACCUCUCUCUCCAUCAUUCCCCCCGGCAUCGCUAAGGCAACUGCACUCGAGGUGACAAUGGAUGGUGGCCGUUCGAUCAUUGAGGCAAAACAAAGCAGAGGUAACCCUCCCUCAAGCACCCAGCUGGCCGAGCACCUCAAACAGUUGACUCAGCAGCUGCACUCCUGCCAAGAACGACUCAAUCAACUAUCACAAUCGUUCACCUACGAACCCUUGAAUCCUGUUGCCAUGGCGAGCACGGAAAAAAGCUUAUUGGUAAGUUUGGAAACACUGAGCCAGCUAUCCGUGAAUUUCUGCCACAUGUACGAGGCUGAGAUUCAACCGUGGACGGACAGGACCAUGCCUGAAUUUAACUCCUUGGGAGCUAGUUUCAAGAGGGUUAACACACAUAGGGAACAACUCGAGAAGCUAAUCACGUCAAUUGGCAUGCUGCAAGCCAGCGUACAGUCGGUGGACACACUAACGUCUUCUCCUAGCAACCAUAACACACAGUACUUGAGAGCAAGGGAAGCAAUCCAGCAAUUUCUGGAAGAGCUCUGCGGCUGUAAGCAGCCAUGCGUAGAAUGAACUUUCUGACAAUUAUGUGAAAGCACUUAUGACAAUCCCAUGAUCUAUGCACGUAUUAUCACGUACAUGAUCUAUAUGUACAUGUACAUGCACAUGUAUUAUCACGCACAUCCAUCUUUCCUCUAUAUACAUGUGAUUAUAUAAUUAUGAUUAUUAUAACCAUUAUUGUCUAA
This is a messenger RNA of Halichondria panicea, 1289 nucleotides long. RefSeq lists its product as uncharacterized. The coding region runs from base 31 to 1116 and encodes 361 amino acids. Gene Ontology annotation, molecular function: microtubule minus-end binding. The transcript is spliced from 10 exons. The record is from RefSeq and is a predicted model, not a curated record. Gene Ontology annotation, cellular component: HAUS complex. NCBI's taxonomy places the organism in Eukaryota, Metazoa, Porifera, Demospongiae, Suberitida, Halichondriidae. Gene Ontology annotation, biological process: centrosome cycle; spindle assembly.